Saccostrea cuccullata (small rock oyster) is the source of this 2122-nucleotide messenger RNA. RefSeq names its product multiple epidermal growth factor-like domains protein 10. The coding region runs from base 125 to 1918 and encodes 597 amino acids. The transcript has 13 exons. Lineage: Eukaryota; Metazoa; Mollusca; Bivalvia; Ostreida; Ostreidae. The record is from RefSeq and is a predicted model, not a curated record. Gene Ontology annotation, molecular function: scavenger receptor activity.
CACUUUCAUCAGUAGUGGUAUCGAUGCCUCAUCACGAUCUUCGAGAUCUUAAUACAUCACUACAAAUAAUACAUGUAUAUCCAAUCUUUUAUCCAGUGUUUAUAUGAUUCAAUGAUUUAUAUAGAUGGGGGGAUUCCAGCUGGUCGGUGUGUUUGUCUGUGGUUUGUUUCUAAUGGAUCUUAUCAUUUCAGUACGGACAGACAUGACGGAUAAAACGUGUACAGAACGAUAUACAUUUACUCAAGUCGAGAUUUAUGAGGGAUACACGUCCUGCCCCCACUAUGAGCAAGUCUGUAACGGGUGGUUCCUCGGCAGGAGAUGCAGGACGUACACAAGGUAUUAUCUUUGUCCUCGACAAAUGUCACGGAUGGUUUAUAAAUCUCGCAAUAUACCUGUCUGUUGCCCUGGUUACCAGGAACUAGCCAACGGAACCUGUUUAAGAGCCUGUACAGAAAACAUGUAUGGGGACCAAUGUCAGUACAAAUGUAACUGCUCUAACAACGCAUACGAAGACUGUGAUAUUGAUACCGGAAACUGCACGUGUUUACCGGGCUGGACCGGAAGUAACUGUGAUCAAGUGUGUCCAGCCGGUUGGUUUGGCUCCCACUGCGAUCGUCAGUGUCUAUGCCAGAACAACGCCACCUGCAGUCCACUAGAUGGCGCUUGUAACUGUACAGUUCCAGGAUGGACGGGAGAAUUCUGCGAUGAAGAAUGUAAUUCUACAAAAUACGGACAAAACUGCCAGAGUAACUGUAAUUGCACUAUCAACCAAACAUGCGAUCGCAUUACUGGCGUAUGCAGAUGCAUGGCCGGCAAAACAGGAUCGAACUGUACCGAAGACUGUCCUCCGUUUAAAUUUGGACCAGAUUGCACCAAGAACUGCUCAUGCAAACAUUCCAGCGGAUGUGACGCAGUUAACGGAAAGUGCAUUUGUGAAGCAGGAUUCACUGGGAAAAAGUGUCAAAGAGUUUGUGCCACCGGAACAUUUGGUGAAGGAUGCAAUCAGACUUGUAACUGUACAGGCGCUGAGAUAUGUAAUCCGGUGACGGGAGAAUGCUUCUCACGAUGUGUUUGCCAUGAAAGGGGUACCGCUAACUGUAACACCUUGUAUGAUUCCUGCAAAUGUUUACCUAACCACAACCACACCUGUCAUUCUGAAAGUUGGUUUGCAAAGGAAAAGUGCAGAGAUGUUUGCGAGUGUAUAUCGCCGGACAGUACUUGUUGCGUUGCCAAUACAUCUAGAUGCCAAUGUAACGACGGAUGGACAGGUCCCAAAUGCUCUAAAAGUAUGGCAUUUCAAUCAUUCUGGAGGCGUUGUGACAACGUCUGCAACUGUUCGGCAGACGAACGAUGCCAUCACGUGACCGGGGCUUGUAGUCCCAAGAGAAGGCCAGUGGCAGAGAAAUCAAUCUCGACUAACUCGAGACAAACCUUCUGGAUAAUUUCUGGGGGAUUUCUAUUACUACUUGUUGUCAUGACGACAGCUCUGAUCAUCUUCCUAAAGAGUAAACAUGCUGUGUCAAGAAAACCAAGGCAAGUUUUUUUUCCAGGAAAUUUUCUUAAUUCUAAAUAUAUGAAUUUCUUUUUUUUAAAACAUUUUUGUCGAAACUCGGGCUGCUUACAUUGCUGUAGACCAAAUAAAAAGGAAUCUUUAGCGACGCAGAAAUACACGGAGCUACAGGAAGACUUGGACUGGGUCGUUCAUGAUGAGGAAUACGACCAUUUAAAUAGGUCUGGACAGGCCAAGUGCCAGCUCCAAUUAAACUAUGACCCAACCUACAGUCAUGUGUCUGACAACAGUGCUGCAUACAGUUCUCUAACAUCAUCUUCUAACAAAGUGACUUCAGAGGGCGAUUAUAGCCACAUUAGUCCAGAGAAUGCAACUUAUGACACUCCACAGAACAAUGUAAAAGAGUGAAGUUUUCUGAUAAUACAAAAUCAAGUUGAUAAAUACUUGUCUUCUUGGUAGUGACAUUCUUAUGACAAUAAUAUAAAUGUAUCCUGGUCACGGCACCAGUUUAAUGGUUGAAUAUGGUUGUAGGACUUUUGCCUAAAUGCUUAUUAAUAUCCAAAGGUGUAAAUAGUGAUUGAAGGCUUAGUCAUAUAAAAUAUUUUGAAAGUG